UCAAGCACGUGUCCCUUGUUCGUUAUCACCAGCAACUUGCGUCGUACUCACUCCAUCAGAAAGUUGCUUGAGGGUGUUGCAAGUUCUGGCCUCGCCAACAACACCAAUCCUCCCCAUCAUCGUUCGACAGAGAUGACGUCGCUUUCACAGUUCGCUUCCGGAGGUGGAGAAACAGAGUAUGUUGCUACUGAAGAUCUGGUGCAUGGCAUGGCAGACAUUGGGGAAGGAGAGACCGAGAGAGGGCAGUGUGGAAGAGACACUAAAGAGAUUUUCGUGUAGAAAAUUUGAAAGAGAGAGAGAUGGAUCCAGGUGGUUGUGGUCUUGGAAAAAACCGAAUGAUGGACGAUGAUGAUAAUAAUGCAGGAGGGGAAUGCGAGUGCCUUGUUGACGACAAAUGUGUGACGAUGACCGAAGAGGGUGAGUUGUUUGAGUACACUGUGAGGUGGGAACCUAAUGUCGUGCAACCAGGAUUGUAUCGCGGGAAGCGUUGCUUUGCUAUAAAUUGCAAUGAGAGAUGGAUCUCUGUCGAGGCACCAUCUCCUGAGAUAUGGGAUCAUUUCACUUUUGCAAUUGUUGAGGAACGAGUGCAUAGGUUGAAUCCACUUGUUCCGAGAGAUGCUCUCACACUCCAUUCCUUCACAAUCCACAAACUUUUGAAGGAAAGAAAACAAUUACAGUUGAAUGAUUUUUUUUACGACAAUAUGGAGUUAUCGGUUCCAUGGUUUGUCACUGCUGAAGAUGCAAGAUCAAACAGUUGUUCUGAAGAUGAUCCAAGGAGAGACCCUCGUUGGGGGUGGGUGCCGCUCACGAUCCCUGUAGCAACGGCUGUGGUGCGAGUGAGACGGCAAGACGUGAUGGGGAACUGGUGGCUUGUCCAGUAUAUUAAUGAAAAAUUCACUUUUGGGACUUUUGACAGUGAGACUUGGGUGGAGAAAAAGUCAGAAAGGGAAGAAGGAGAACAUGGGAAUAGCGUGGAUAGUAGUGUUCCACUCAAAAAUCCAGUUCCACUAAUUUUUGCGGAUGACCAUACGUUUUCUGAGGAUCCAGGGUAUUGGAAAGGGAAGUUGACCAUGGCAGCGAAAGCUCCUUCAAGUCACUGGCUCCCUUUAGGCUUCAUGAAGGAGGGACUUGUGGGGGAUUGGCAAUUCAUGGUUGUGCUUGCCAGAGUUUCGUUGUGCAAUCCAGACAUUCUGGAUAAGAAGGUAUUGUACGAUCAUGCAAAUCACAACUGGCAGAGAAUCAACGUGGAAGACAGACAAAUGAUCGUUUGUGGAUAUGAUUCCAAAUCAAAGCAACGAAUGUGGCUCAUCGGCACAGAUGAUGAUGGUGAUGAUGACACUGACAAGGAUGUCACAUUUCAAUGUUUGGAGAAUCUACGUGAGCGUUUUCAUUCCUUAGCUCUUUUGGGAUGGGUUCCGGUGAUUUGGAAGGAGGAAUGUGUAGACCAGAGUCCUGUUCAUGUAACUUUCAAGGAUCCACUGGGAGUACCUUUUGAUCUGGUUUAUGAAAAAGGUUUAUUACGUCAUUGCAUGUACAGUGCAGAGGUUUCCCGAAACAAUGGCGUGUGCACAGAGCCAGAAGACGCAGACGAUGAAGUUGGAGGCGGCUCAGAGAAUGAGGGAGACACACCAGGCAUGCCUCAGAGAGAGCGAGAGAAUGAUGAACCCUUGAUGAGCGAGGACUCCAAACUCGAGGCGAUUCGACUCUUGAAGAAGAAUGUUGAUGCAAAGAAUGACAAUGUACGCAAAAAGGCUGCAAAGGUCAACCAUGCACGAGAAGAGAGGGCGAAGAGGAAAGAGAAUGAAGAUGAGCAUGUGUCAAAGAGGAAAGGGAGAAAACAAAAAGAAAACGUUGAUGGAGGACAGACAAGGCGUUGGAAGUUCAGACCCGGGACAGUUGCACUUCGAGAUAUUCGUAAGAUGCAAAAGUUCGUGGAUAGACUCAUUCCCUUUGCUCCAUUUGUGCGGUUCGCGGCCGAAGGUAUGUCGGCACCACAUGAGAUCAUUGCAACACAAACGGUGAUACAAUUUGCCACGCCCUCCGUGCAUUAUGACUCCGAUGUUCAAUUGCAGGAGUUAAGACAGAGGGUUCCUCGUUAUUUUGAUGUGCAUAUUGAUGUCCACGCAACCGUUGCUUGCAACAUCGACAAAAUGCACGAUGCAAGCGUCUUUCUAGACAGGCUGCAUCACUCGCCGAACCUUGAAAGUACGACGGUUUCCCACCCGAACAGACUGAUUGACAUACAAUCGUACACGGAGAAAUCACUGCUGGAUUGGAUCACAGAACAGUCGGAUGUGGAUAUGAAUAAAAAUCAAAGGGGUGGCACGUAUACGAAACCAGCGUAUAGGAAAAAAUUGCAAUCGAAGAUACGUGAUGCACAAAUGAGACUAUCCUUCAAUCCAGGGCUGUUGAAACCAGGCGCGACCGAGGUGUUGUGUUUGUCGCAGAUGACCAAUAAAAAUUGUGUGCAACCCGCUUGUCUUGCAGAGUUACCUGUAAUUGUUGCAGAUGGAAUCGAGUACUUCCUUCUGGACCAGUUGAUGGAUUUAACAAGGAAAAGCAAAAGCGAUAGAAAUGUGAUCCACUGCAUCCUUCAUCCUGUGAUCACAGAUGUGCUUGCAGGAGGGGAAACUGUGGAAUACUCCUUAGCUCCUCCUUCUUUCUCUUCUGAAUUAUCAAACUAUAUUAGGGAUUCAAACAUCGAGAUUGCAGUACGAGCAAUAUGUGCAGCUCCUACAGAGGUUGAUAGGCAGCGCAAGCGACAGGAGAGUUGGGAUCUCGUUGCGGCAGAGUGUAACAAAACCAUUGUAGAAAAAAAGGAAGACAUUGGUGAUGGCAGUGAACAGCAAAACGAACUUGCACUGGCCAUGUUCACGGUGGAUCCAGGUUCGAAGAAAGUGACAACGCAUGAUGUGAAAGCAGAAGAUUUAAUCCUGCAAUGGACGCUUCUGAACUCUUAUCAUUCCACUGGCCACGAAGAGAAUCCUAGCCCCUGCAAAGGUAUGAAGCGAAAAUUUGAGAGGUCUUUCGUUUGUAAUGGUGACAACAGUGAAAACCUUGUCCUCAUCUCUCAACAAUUUGGCAUGAGUGAUGUCAAACACCAGGGCGAGGCAGAGGAGGCAAUUGGUGCAGAAGUUGACACAGAAAGCUGUGACAUCUUUGAAGUUAAACUUGAAGAUGCGUUCAUUGACAAAGACUUCUGCAAGAUUCCGGGUACUAAGGACAACAGUGAAGCAGGAUGGUGUCACGCCCUACUCAGGUUGGCAAGACACUACAAUGAGCCGCACCCUGCAUUACGUGUCGUAGAUGGAGCUGCGUCCCCCGAUGGAAAGCUAUUGCAACUAGCUGUCUCGUCACUCAUGAGAACAUGUGAGACGGGCAAGGACUUUUCUUGUGGUGGAAAGUCGUGGUUUGUGUUGGUAAAUAAAGAGGUUGUUAUGUAUACAUACGAAGGUUGGGGCGAUAACCUGGGUUGUCUAGUUUUAGGAGCAGUUGCUCGUGCUGAUGGUCAUGAUGUCCACCCUAGUUUGUCGAAUGCAACAGCUAUCUUGUCUACUAUUUGUAGAAAUCAUGCCCCCAGUAGUGGAUAGUACUUCUUAAAAGGCAGCAAGGAUUGAAAACAUAACCCAUAGCGAGUUCGUUCUGACAUAUGGUAAUAGUGCUAUACAUGUGGUUGUUAGUGUUGCUAAAUCUUUUGUACACGAUUCCAAUUUCAUAUAUUUUUAUACUUUUUUUUUUUUUUUUUUUUUUUUUUUCAUAUAGUUCUUUGUUGCAGUACGCAAUAUUUCUUUUAUUUACACACUUUUUUAGUGACGAAUGUAUGAAAAAUCUAUUUUCAAUGAGUGAGAAAACUUUUGAUAACAACUGUUCACGUGUUAUAAUUUAGGAAUGAUAAAACUUUUGUGAAAUA
Chara braunii is the source of this 3910-nucleotide messenger RNA. The record is from the annotation of a GenBank genome assembly. NCBI's taxonomy places the organism in Eukaryota, Viridiplantae, Streptophyta, Charophyceae, Charales, Characeae.